AUGGUCACCUCACCUCGAACCGAUCCGAGGACCUCCUUGAUUGAAGGACUCCCUGAUCUGAUCCUCGAGCACAUUCCUGCCGCAGGCCUUCGAAAAGUCCUGCGCGAAGUCCUGAACGCUGACACAAACUUCACGUAUGCCUUCGAGGGUCACACGCGCAAGUACAUCACCAAGAAUGCCCCACCGCACACCGAGCCGCUCUUUGGGGCAGGACUUGAAGAGGGAGAGGCCAAAAAUGUCCGCGACCGCAUCCGGACCAUGUUUGGCGCAGGCAUGUACUUUGAGACCCUAGCCAUCUUCCAGGAGAUUGCUGAGCAGGCGACGUACAUCCAUCUCUCAGGAGAUGCGACCGAUAUCAUCAAUUUCCUCAUCCUCGUUGAUGGUGAUAUUAUUGAGGCCAUGGUCGGCAUCCAACGCAUCCAGCAGGACAAGACCGGACUGCGCGCCUGGGCAGCUGACGAGGCCGAGGCUAUGGAGAGUCUGGUGAACGCGCUGGCCGCUCACGGGGCCGCAUGGGAAAAGGCUGGGCGGGAGCCCCCCUUUGUGCGAGGACUGGCUUCUACACAGAAGACCAUCGACCCGACAAGACCUGUAGAGAUCAAGGGCUUGACAACCGUUUCCACCAAUACUUCUGGAUCUUCAGCCGUGACAAAGGUCGAGACCUUCAAGAUUGGCGAUAGAGAGGUCCCACGGAUGUUUUCUGGUCUGUGGCAGCUGUCCAGCACCGCUUUUGGCACUGCUUCGGCUCUCAAAAUCGCGGCGCAGUUUUCUCAUCAUGUCGAGGCUGGACUGACCGCAUUUGACAUGGCGGACCAUUACGGUGAUGCCGAAGUCGUCUAUGGACAAUUCUGCAAGUCAUUGAGUGACCCUGGCCAGACAUUUGCAUCCACUAAAUACUGCGUGUUCACCUCACUGGACGUGACAAGAGAGGCUGUGCGACAGAACAUCACUCAAAGAGUUGGACGGAUGGAGAAGGACAAGAUUGACCUGCUCCAGGUCCAUUGGCAGAUUUGGGAAGAGCCAGGGUACAUUGAGCUUCUGAAGUACUGCCAGGAGGACGAACGCGUGUCUAACUUGGGACUUUGCAACUUUGACACGGCUCACCUGCAAGAAGCGUGGGAUGCCGGUAUCAGAUUCGUGACGAAUCAAUCUCAAUUCUCGCUGGUGGAUUCUCGACCAACAGUCAAACUUGGCAAAUUCUGUGAGGAGCAUGGAGUCAAGGUGUUGACCUUUGGAACCUUGUGUGGUGGCUUCCUUUCUGAAAGAUGGCUGGGGAAGCCAGACCCGGACUUCUAUGGACAGGACAUGAACCCAAGUACCCGGCUAAUCUGGGGUGGCUGGGACCUAUUCCAAGAGCUCCUGCAGUGCCUCAAGGCGAUUUCCGUUAAGCGCAGUGUGUCUGUCACCAACGUGGCGAAUCGAUGGGUCCUCGACCACCCUUUUGUGGGUGGCACGAUUAUUGGUUCCCGCAUGGGUGUCAGCGAGCGCGUCAAGGACAACUUGGCCGUCUUUGGCUGGAGACUUGAUGACGAGGAUCAGGCCAAUAUUGAAGCUGUGUUGAGUAAGAGUCGGCGGAAGGAGAUGUUUGAGGAGAUUGGUGACUGCGGUUACGAGUACCGCUCGGAUUGGCAACAGCUUCUUGGAUAA
This is a messenger RNA of Thyridium curvatum, 1647 nucleotides long. RefSeq lists its product as uncharacterized. The record is from RefSeq and is a predicted model, not a curated record. The transcript is spliced from 5 exons. Bases 1 to 1647 code for a protein of 548 amino acids. Lineage: Eukaryota; Fungi; Ascomycota; Sordariomycetes; Thyridiales; Thyridiaceae.